Messenger RNA from Trichomonas vaginalis G3, 4098 nucleotides. RefSeq lists its product as uncharacterized. Lineage: Eukaryota; Parabasalia; Trichomonadida; Trichomonadidae. Gene Ontology annotation, molecular function: histone binding. Bases 1 to 4098 code for a protein of 1365 amino acids. The transcript has a single exon. The record is from RefSeq and is a predicted model, not a curated record. Gene Ontology annotation, cellular component: nucleus.
AUGGAAACACCAAUUACUAAGAGGCAUGUUAAAUCAAGGAUUCCAUUUUCUCCUCUUAGCCCAUCAUUGCGUCCUGGUAAAGCGCAAACACCAAAAUCAGUCAAAAAAGAACAAGAAAAAUCCGUUGUUUCUAUCCAAAAGGCAAUUAAGAAUGUUGGCUUGGUAGAAGAUAAAGUAGGUGAACUAGGUCUCAAGUUCAUUGAUUUCGGAGAGAAUAAAAUUAAAGCCGAUACAAUAAAAUCUAUUAACCAACAAUGCUCAUGCCUAAAUCUUAAUAAAAUCGAUUUACUUGCUUCACAAAUUCCAUUACUCAAAGAAUUACGCUCUUUAUCACUAGAAAAUUGCAAAAUUACAACUUUGAAAGGUUUUCCAAAACUCGAGAAUCUUAGAUACUUAUCAUUAAAUAAUAAUAAAUUGCAAAAUCUACAAGGUGCUGUAAUUCUUAAGAACUUGGAAUGCCUUAAGCUUGAUAAUAAUUUAACAAACUUCCCAGCAGAUCUUUCGAUUGCAGCUUUCGGCGCUAUCUCAUUAAGAGAAUACAAUGGAGAACUAUUAACAGAUGAAAUUUACUCAAAGGCAUUUUCCUACUCUCCAAUUGUUGGUUAUGCACUUAGAAACGGUCUUCAAACAGAUUUCAUACCAGACUCUAACGAAGAAGAAGAGCAACAAGAAGAGGAAAAUAAGAUCGAUAUAGAAAAAAUUGCAGUUGAUUAUCUUACAAAAGAUUUAGUUGAUUUCAUGACAGAAUGCCAAGUUGAAUGCAGAAAUAAACUCAAAAUUAAGAAGAAAGGUGAGGAAUUCUGCAUUAUCUGUCCAUACAAGUCAGAUUCAAUCAAAUGGUUUGUUCAUGAUGAUAUUGACUACGAAACUAAUGAAUGGACACCAAUAAAAGGCGAAUCAAGUGAUUCAUUACCAAUAACACUUAGCCUUCGUAUGCAUCUUGUCCGCUGCAAAAUUGUUUUUGAAGAAAGAAAAUUUUAUUUAUAUACACCACAGCCAGUUGGUCGUGACCUUAAGGAAUUAUGCAUCCCGUUCCCAAUUUCGCCAACAAUGACAGGAAUAUCUCGUGAUGGUUUCAUUUUGUCAAUCAAAGAUAUCGGAAUUCCAGCCAAGUAUUUAUGGAUUGACGGUGAUGAUAUAAUAGCUGAAAAUACAUCUAGUAUUACAUUAUCUUCGUCACUUGUUGGAAAACAAAUUACUUGCCAAAUUAAUCCAACAAUUUCGAAUUCAAAAUUACAGCUAUGUUCCUAUUUCGCACUUUCCAAUACGAUACAAUCCGUUCAACCGACAGUAAGCGGAAUCGAAUUCCCAGAAUCAAUUAUUGAAUUCGAACCAUUUACUAUUUCUCCUGUUUUUUAUCCAGGAGAAGAAGGAGAGUCAGAGAUUUACCUUGAGAAGGCAAAAUCCCAGCACGAAGAAUUCGUCAAAGAAUGCGAAAUUACGAAAGAUAAUUUCGAAAUUGUUCCAGAAUCUCAUUUAGUUGGUUAUUAUUUAAGAAUUUCAUAUACUCCUGUCACAAUUUCAGGAACAAAAGGAGAAACAAAGUAUUUCUAUUCAGCAACCAAAGUAUUACCUUCUGUUCCACAAUUCGUUGAUCCAUUCAUUGCAGGAGCACUUAAAACACACUAUUCUCUUGCAGCAUGCGCUACAUAUAUCGGUGGUCUUCGCGGAAAAUGCAUUUACAAGUGGUAUGUUUCAGAUGUACCAAUUACUCCUUCAAGGAAGGGAGUUAGAGGACUUCCAAUUGCAUGUGAAGAACAAAUAUUCACUCCUAAUGACGAGCACAUCGAUAUGUAUGUUGCUGUUGAGAUGACUCCAGUUCGAUUUGAUGAAUGCGUUGGUGAUUCCGUUUUUGCAUCAACAACAAAGAACAUUCAGAUGGAAAAGCAGCCACAAACAAUUGAACACACAGGAAAAGUCUUCUUAAACAACAAAUUUGUUUUUGAAGAAGAAUAUGAUUUUUAUAUUUCAGAUUCAUCUCAAGAAGAUGGAUUUGCAUUAGUCAAACAAGGUCAAAAGUUCAGUCCUAAAGAAGAAUACCUUGGAAGAAUGCUUAGAAUUGGAAAUCAAACAACAGAUACAAUUGUCGGUGAAAUUGUUCAGCCAUUACCAGAAAUCAGCGAAAUGACACUUGAUCCAUUUGAUGGUGGCAUUGCUAGACUUAAUGUUAAAGCAAAAGGCAUCAAUUGGGAAAGAAUUGAAGUUGCAUGGUUCAGAUUGAAGAACGAUAUCACAAAAGCCGUUGCAAUUGAUACUCCAGACUAUGUUUUGACACCUGAUGACAUUGAUGGUGUUAUUUUUGCAGUUGUCGUUCUUUUUGAUGAAAAUCACAACAUAAUUAAGAAAUAUAAGACCGAGAAUUCACCGAAAGUUCUUAGAAGUCAUCUACUUCUUCCUAGUAUUGUUGGAACAAUGAUUGAAGGUACAAAUGUCAGCAUUGAAUGCGACAUUGCAUGGGAUAAAGUUACAUGGUACAGAUCAAACGCUUUAACAUCAUUGGAAGCAAUUUCCACUGAAAAAGAAUAUACAUUAACAUCAGCAGAUGUUGGCUCAUUGAUCAAAGCUCAAGUUACUUUGAUACAAAAGAACAAAGGUGCAAAUGGAAAACCAGAAAAAUUCACAGUCAUGACAACAGCUGAUGAAUACGUUCGUUUGUAUUUCCCAUCUGUUAAAGUUUCUGCACCACAAGAGAUUUUCGAAGGUGAACGAAUUGUUCCAACAGUAAUAAGUGGAGAACCAGACAAAUACAACCAGUUCCAGUAUGAAUGGUUCAGGAAAUCAGAAAGAGGAACAUUAACAUCUAUUUCUGAUUCACUUGAUUAUAUUCCAACAAAAGAAGAUAUCGGUUGUUACUUGAUGUUCUCAGUUGCUGUAAUUGGAUCAGACAAAAGAACACCAGGACCAUACACAACAAUUGAUGUUGGCCCAGUUUCUGCACAUACUCCAGUUGCAGAGAAAGUUAAGAUCAUUCAAGGCGACAAUGGCAAUUUGUUUGUUUCAUAUGAUUAUUAUGGUGGUGAUGAAGGAAAGACAGAGAUUGAAUGGGUUGUUGUCACUGAUAGAUCACUUCGAAGCAUUGGAAAAACAAAGCAGAAGACUAUCAAGCCUCUUGAAAACAUGUUCGAGAAGAAUAUAUCAGCAGUUGUUACUCCAAUUCGCAGUGAUGGAACAAAAGGAAAUCCAGUUUUGGCUGAAAAACCAGUCAAUGUCAAACCUCUUCCAGUCAUCGAAUCUGCAACACUUCUCGUCAAGAAAGGAAAACUCGUCAGCGGAUCAGUAUUCCGUGUUAAGGUGAAAGCAUCACAUCACACAGGUAUCAAGUAUCAAUGGUUCCGUUCAGGCUAUGGCGACUGGGACAUUGUUGAAGGUGCAACAAAUGUCGAAUACGAACCUAAUGAAGAAGACAUUGAUCGUCUCGUCAAAUGCGAAGUUAUUGCAUACAAUAAAGAUGGAUGGACAACAGAUCCAUACAUUGUUGAAACACAACGAACUGUUGGUGAUGGCUCAGGUCUUUUAUUAUUAGGAAAUAAUGGAUCCGAUAUUUCAACAAUCGGCACAUUACUCCAUACUAAUCUUUCACCAGAAGAAGCAGAAAAAACAAUCACAUUCGAGAUAUAUCGCGGAAACAAACUUAUUGAUGAAGUUCAAGAUUCACAACUUUUGAUCACAGCUAACUAUGCAGGAGCAAAGAUUCGUGCACGCUCGACAAAUGGUUUGAUGACUCAAAUGACAGACGAAAUCAGCAUCUCUAAGAAACUUACAUCAUUUGUCAACAGUAUCUCGCGCACAAAUUCAUUCAAGUUCACAGCUACAUCUUCUGUUGGUAACUCAUUCUGGACUUGCACAAUUGGUCAAUCAGGUCUUUCGAUGGUAUCUAAGAAUGGUGUUAAGAAGAUGGCUAAGUGGAAGACACUUCAAGUUAAUUGUGUUUUCCAGACAGUUGAUGAGAUGGAACUUUGGGUUGAUCAAAGCACAAAGUUCAUCCUUCGUCCAGAACCAUCAUUAGACAGUCGUGCUCAAGCAGCUGUUACACCAGAAAUGCGACGUGAUUUCACUGUUUACUUAGUUAACUUGUUUAAAUCAAAGUUUGAAUCUUAA